Molecule: messenger RNA, 2759 nt
Organism: Chlamydomonas reinhardtii
Lineage: Eukaryota; Viridiplantae; Chlorophyta; Chlorophyceae; Chlamydomonadales; Chlamydomonadaceae
Exons: 4
Coding region: 273-2198 (641 amino acids)
Source: RefSeq, a predicted model, not a curated record
GAUUCAGGAGCGCCACGCGGCCACUGCACGCUAGAGGCAUUAUCAGAAGCAUACAUGCGUUUCACGAGUCUCAAAUUAGAGGCUUAAAUCAACAAAAAUCAAAAAUAUAGUCUACCUUCAAAGGCAGUGUGUAAGGACGGGAGUACAACCUGGCGUGCACCGAGACUUGUGCUGGGCUCGAGGCAAGCUAGCUCACAGCUGUACAUAACAUAGCGCCACCCCGACUAGUCGCCUUACGACCAACCACACGCGACAGGAGCGGGCAGAUAUAGAUGAGAGGGGUAAAGCGGGAGCCGGAAGAUGAGCUCGCAGCGGAAUGGCGGUCAGGCGGGGCUCACGAGGACGCGGGCGCGCCGCUGACAGCUUCUGAAGGCGCCGGGGGUCCUCAAUCUGACGGCUAUGGUGCAGAUUACGAUGACGAGGACGAGGAGAAUGACUAUGGGGAGGAGGAGGAGGAGGGGGGGGAGGAGGAGGAGGAAGAGGGGGAGGACGCGCACGGCGGUCAAGGGGCAACGGAGGAUGGUGAGGGCGAAGAUCUGGAUGAGUUGAUUAUGGAGGACGAGGAAGAGCUGGCAAUAGGGCAGGAGGAGGGCGGGAACGAUGGGGAGGAGGGCGCGGCGGGCCUCGAGUCGGGCGAGUUGGCUGGCAGCUACCAGCAGCUCGGUGGCAGUGACACAGCAGAGAGCGAUGGCGAGGAUGGAGGAGCCGGCAACGGCGGGGAUGCGGCCGGCAGCGGCGGCAGAACUCGCCGGCGGCGGCCGCUGCGGCGCGGCGGUGUGGCUGAGCGGCAGCCGUUGGUCCACCACUGCUUCUACUGCGGAGCACAGGGCUCACUGACUGAGCUGACGGGAUGCGGGGCGUGCAACGUGCUCACUUUCAGCCCUUGCUGCAACAAGCGCGCGCACAUGUCGUGUGCGGCCAAGCUGCCCGGCGUGCUGCUGCCCGGCUUUGAGGCGCUGGGGCUGUGGUUCUGUGGCAAGUCGCGCAAAGGCUACCCGCCGCAUACCGCCCGGCAGUAUCUGGAUGCAGUGCACGGCCCCUCCAACACCGCCGGGCAGCUGCGGGCGUACCUGGCCGGCAGGGCAGCGCUGCAGGCGCAGGUGGAAGUGGCGCCGGACGGGGAGUUCUUCCAGCCAGGCAGGCGUAUCGCCAGACUGGCGCGGGGGCUGGUGCCCGCAUUGCCCGGCACUGAAGGCGGCCGGCAGUACGUGUUUGCAGGCAUGCUACCGGCGGCUGCCCGGUCGGCGGCAGCUCCGGGUGCGGCAGGCCCAUCAGGAGCCGCUGGCGGCACGGCUGGUGGCGCUGCGGCCGCCGUGUCGCCGCUGAAGCGCGCGCAAAGCGGCGUUGGAGGCGAUGGCCACGGGUACGCUGCAGAGCAGCAGUUGGCCCCGGGCAUUGCGUCGCCGGCGAAGCGGCCCCGGCGCCGCGCCGCUGCGGCCGCGGUCGCGGGCAUCCAAGCGGAUGUCCGGGCGGACAUGCAGCCGGAAGCCGCCAAGGCAGAUCCGCGUGAGGUGCUGCCGGCGCGGCCAAGCCCCGGCGGCACCUGCACUGCAGAUGCGCGAAGGCAGCAGCGCCCUCUGUCCGCUUCACCGCCGCCACCGCCGCCAGCUCAAGCACAGCAGCAGCUGCAGCAGCCGACACCCCACCGGCAAUUUGCGUUUGCGCCAGCUACCUGCAACGGGGCAGGUGCCGGCGUUCCCGCUGAGCUGCACCUCCGGUCACAGACGCUGGCCGCUCUGGCCCACGGUGCCGGGUACGACAGCCCACAAUCGCGCGUCGUGGCUCUCGGGUCUGGACAACGCGUGGCAAGUCACGCGUGCACGGGGCCAGCCGCAGGCUCCGAUGCUAGUGCUCCGCAACAUUGGUCACCGGUAGAGCCACAGGUGCCUGCAGCAGCAGGCACGGCUGGCGCCGGGACGGCUGCUGCUGCGGCUGCGGCUGGUGCGGCGGCGGAGCUGGCAGCACUGAGGGCGCAGCUGGCGGAUAUGCAGCAGCGCCUGGCGGACAUGGAGCGGGCGCUCUCAGAGGAGCAGACCAGACGCAUUCGGGCCGAGGUGCGGGCGGAGGGGCUGGAGGAGCAACGGCAGCGGUAUGAGCAGGAGGCGCGUGAUGAGCGUGAGCGGGCGAUGGAGGCGCGUGUGGCUGAGGCUGUGAUGAAGAGGCAGCUGGCGGAGCUCGAGAAGAAGAUGAAGGGCUGAGCAGGGGCACCGAGGGGUCGGCCUGCGGAGGCCCAUUAGCAUUGCGGCGCUUUGGGAGGACAAGAAGUCAGGCCCAGUGACAAGAAAGGAGCAGCCAGGAGGCCACCGAAGCCACAGGCCCACAGGCAGGGGAGGGCCCGUUGGUAACAGGCUCUAUGACUCAACCUUACGCAAGAGCCGCAACUUGUUCCUCUCAUCUUGACAGGAAAGGUGGCUCUCCCUCUCACUCUCACGGGGAAAAGUGGGCUGUGCUGCCAUGCCACGUUGGUGCAAUGUCUGAGGCCAAAAGUUUGAAACUACCUCAUCUCUAUCCCCCGUGUUGGUUUGUAGUAUUGUCGCUCUCAGCGACCCAGCGGCUCCGCACGCAACCCAAACAGUGAUGGAUCCCACCAUACACCGUGCCGCCCCAUACAUGCCAAGCUCGCCAGCAACAAGGAGGUGGCUGCCUUAUGGCAGGAAAAGGGCUGAUCCCGGGUCGUUAUCAACCCAGCCACCUUGACGCGGGCGCCUACUAAGCACACGCCUCUAUGUUGGGGGCCUUUGGCAUCCCCGCAAAUCCGG